Mycotypha africana is the source of this 1311-nucleotide messenger RNA. Its product is annotated as C2H2 type zinc-finger-domain-containing protein. Gene Ontology annotation, molecular function: nucleic acid binding; zinc ion binding. The record is from RefSeq and is a predicted model, not a curated record. Gene Ontology annotation, cellular component: preribosome, large subunit precursor. Lineage: Eukaryota; Fungi; Mucoromycota; Mucoromycetes; Mucorales; Mycotyphaceae. Bases 89 to 1291 code for a protein of 400 amino acids. Gene Ontology annotation, biological process: ribosomal large subunit biogenesis. The transcript has a single exon.
AAGCACCAAUAUAAAAGACAGAGCAGUUUAUGGUUUAUUGCAUUAUAUUUUUUCUCCCAAAAAACUCAAUCUCUAACUCGUUUCCGUUAUGGUAGACACUGCUAAUCUAACCGCUUCUGCUACUACGUUGCCCUCAUCUCCUGGUAUCCAUCAAAUUGGUGUUCAACGCUCCGAACAAUAUACCUGUGUUGCGUGUCAAAUAGCGUUCUCUUCAUUCAGCGACCAAAGAAACCAUUACCAUACAGAUUGGCAUAAAUACAAUUUGAAGCGCAAGGUCGCAGCACUUUCUUCCUUGACUGCUGAGCAAUUCAAUAGAAAAGUAUUGGCACAACAAGCCCGGCGGAGUGAAGAGUUGGAAAAACAAGACUUAGUUUAUGAAUGUUCCAGUUGCAACAAAUCAUACUACACAGAAAAUGCCUUCAACAAUCACAUCCAAUCAAAGAAACACUCAGAUAUGGCUUCUAAACACAAGAAUAAGAUCGCCACAAGAACCAGCAGUAAUAGUUCAGUACUGCAGACGUCGACAGCCGUAAAUGUUGUGAAGAACUGUUUAUUCUGUAACCAAACUCAAGAAAGUUUUGAUGACAAUCUUCGACACAUGUCAAAAAAUCACGGCUUCUUCAUACCUGAUAUUGAAUACCUUUUUGAUUGCGAAGGACUUAUAUCUUAUUUAUCGUACAAAAUUAACGAUCAGUAUUUAUGCUUAUAUUGUAAUGGCCGAGGUAAACUCCACAAGUCCUCCACUGCAGCUCGACAACAUAUGCUGGAUUGUGGACAUUGUAAGAUGGCAUAUGACGAAACCGAAGAUGCCGAAGAAUUGCUGAAAUACUACGACUUCUCAACAGAAGAAAAGGACAAAGAAGGCGACGAUGUGAUGAUGGAUAUUGAUAGUAGUGGUUUAUCAUCAUCGAUCAAGCAAGAACAAAAUCCUUUGUAUAAGGAUAAGCAUAUGAACAUCGGUCAAAGAAGAUUUCUGUCUGUGUAUAGGAAAAAACAUCAACUCUCAAGAAAAUCAUACUUGAUGAAGACAAACGAAGAAAAGGCAAUGAUGAAAACACAGGAACAUGAACCCGAAGAGCCAGUGCUUCAUUAUGAAUCUUUGCAACGCAACAGAAAAGAAAGAAGACAUCCAUUGAUGAUUACUAGUGGUGACAAAAUAACCAUGAAUUCAAAGAAGACACAGGACGGUAUCAAAGAAGUCAAUAUCAAAAAAGACUUUAAGCAGCAAUUAUCCUUGAAACAAAAUGCAAACCAAUUGUUUCGGUUACGUGUUCAAACCCCCAUUGUAUAACCUUUCCUUUAAUACCUCUU